AUGUCGGACUCUCAACUGGCGAAAUACUAUGGUUUGGUUUGCGUAUUUUCAUGGCCUAGUUACAAGCUGGGAUUUGAACAAAAAAGGCCCAUAUUUGAACCCGGAAUUGUAACCUCAUUUGACUUGGUGCAUAAUGACUCUUGUCGAGGAAUCUUGGUCUCACAAGACGGUUCAAAACUUUGCACGAUAUCUGCAGACCGCUCUAUCGCAUUGAGUGACAUUGAAACGGGAAGGCCUCACGCUAUUCUUCCAGAGGCACACGAGUCUUCUCUUCAAGCAUGUUCGUACGUUUCUUCGCAGCUUUUUGCCACCGGAGAUGAUGAAGGCAUAUUAAAGAUAUGGGACGAAAGGAUUCUCGGCAAGGGAGCAACUGCAGUUAUGCAGUUCAAAGACCAUAUUGACUUUAUUUCGUCAAUUCAGGCGCUUCCGAGUAAAAAGACAAUGGUUACUGGCGGCGGGGACGGCUUUCUACACGUGUACGAUCUCCGUAAAAACAAGUGCAAGGCAUCAAGCGAUCCUCUUCAAGAGGAAAUUCUCUCCAUGUCUUUCGUAAAGGGUGGCAAAAACCUCGUUUGUGGCAUGCAGGAUGGCUCGGUCAACAUUUUCUCUUGGGACUACUGGGCUGGUCCUUCUGAUAGGAUUUUGGGACAUCCCUCUUCUGUUGAUUCGAUGGUAGCUCUUAAUUCGUCUGCAAUUGCCACGGGGGGUGGAGAUGGAUUUCUGAGAUAUGUCGGCAUUCGGCCAAACUCCUUACUUGGAUGGACAGCGAUUCCUCACCAUUUUGAUGACAUCGAUAAUAUCAACGGCGAAUAUGGUACCGGUGCCAAGGGUUACCAUCGAGAAAAAGCAAAACAAGAAGAGGAAAAUGUGGGCCAACAAAAAGACCAUCACGAGCAAGGCCUCCGAUUCGCUUCGUCUCCGGUCGAUAUUGUGUCUGAUGAUAACUUUUGGCCAAUCUCAACCAUUUCGGCGCUGAACAAUCCAAUCGAAAAUAGCGAAAUUCCUCUUUUGGUCUGCGGUUCUCAGGAAAUGGUUUAUGUCACUGCUAGCCAUUUGAAAUAUUUUUCAAAAGCCAAAAAGCGCACCCGAGACUUUGCCCUUUCGAGCGACAAUGAAGAGCUAGAUGUUGGAGGAAUUUCAGACUACAAGCCAUCAGAGAUCGCUGCAAAGAGGGCCGAUGCAAACAAAAUACCGAAAGGCAGGAAAAAUGCCCUCAAAAGGGGGUUUUUAGAAGCAAAGCAAGCCGAAAAUUCGGUGUUUUUUACCGAUUUAUUGGAAUAUGACAGGCGACCCGCCCAUCCCGAUUUCGGCACCCACGACGACGAGAAAGAACUGGAUUUGGAAAAUAUUUAG
Messenger RNA from Mitosporidium daphniae, 1353 nucleotides. RefSeq lists its product as uncharacterized. The transcript is spliced from 6 exons. Gene Ontology annotation, molecular function: protein binding. The record is from RefSeq and is a predicted model, not a curated record. Bases 1 to 1353 code for a protein of 450 amino acids. NCBI's taxonomy places the organism in Eukaryota, Fungi, Microsporidia.